This is a messenger RNA of Stegodyphus dumicola, 1595 nucleotides long. RefSeq lists its product as uncharacterized. Gene Ontology annotation, biological process: sodium ion transport. Gene Ontology annotation, molecular function: sodium channel activity. The record is from RefSeq and is a predicted model, not a curated record. Lineage: Eukaryota; Metazoa; Arthropoda; Arachnida; Araneae; Eresidae. Gene Ontology annotation, cellular component: membrane.
AUGGACUUGUUGAAGAAAACAUCGCGACUGGAAAGGAACAUGAAAGAAGGAGAGACAAAGAAUCAGACAGUUGCAGAAGUUACAGAAGAGCUAAAAGAUCCACCUUUGACAGGGGCUGCUAAUAUCUUAUUGGAGAAGAAAGUUGCAUGGAAAAUUAUCAGAAUAAUAAUUAUUAUUUUAUUUAUGUCGCUGUUUACUUACAAGCUGUGCGAGUUCCUGACUGAGUACUUCAAGUAUACAACGGUGGAAACUUCGAAAUUUCUGGGUUCCAUGUACGCAAAUGAAAGCAUAUUAUUUGUGGUCCCUGGUUUAGUUAUCUGCAAUAAGAACCCUGCGCCCAGGCAGGAAUAUUGCGUAAAACACCCUUUCAAGUGCGAAAUACCAGACAACAAUGAAGAAUUCUGUUAUAAAUAUCCUCAUUAUUGUCAAAAUUCCAAGCUUCCUGAAGGUUUUAGGAUUUCUACACAUUCCAGUUUCUUACCGGAAACACUCCUCGAGUUUCAACAGAAGGCAAAAGAUUUCUUUGAUUUUGAGCAGGAACACGUAAUCAGAUCAAGAAAGACAGCAGAAGAUUUGUAUUUUUUUCUGAUUUGGGGUGGCUCAGCGCUGCCUUGUUAUACAAAGAAUUACUGCCUUCUUGAUAAAUAUCCAUAUGUUACUGAUGCCGAAAAGAGAGUUAAGGGAAAACAGUUACCUCUUUUUCACUUAAAACUGCUUUUCGACAUAAAUAAUACAGCUAACUGGAGAAUAGAACCGGGUGCAAUCCUUGGAGUUGGUUCCCCGUUUGAACCAUUUAUUCCGAAUAUUGUUAUAAGACCUGAGCGGAAAUAUAUUAUAAAAUUACAAAUGGUCGAAGAAAGAAGACUGCCUUUACCUUAUGACACAGAAUGCCGAAAUUAUUAUGCAGAGUGGCUGAAAAACAAUAGGAGUGGGCCGCUUUCCAGAAAAAUGUGUAUUUUUUCGUGUCUACAAAAGAAAAUCGAAAACCAACGAUGCAAGUCUUGCUAUUGGUUGGCAUUUUACGAGGAUGGCACAUUUCCAGUUAAACAGUUGUGUCACGGUAGGUGUUAUAUACACCCUCUGUAUGAGCAUAAGAAAGAAUGUUCAACGAUUUGCAAGGAACCGUGCUUGAAAUACAGAUAUACUUAUUUAGUCGAAGAAACAGAAGUACAUUACUGGGAGGAAAAGCGUGCGGAAGUUUUUCUCGAACUUCAGGAUCCUCCGGUCAAAAUAGUUUCAUACAAACCAAGACAUGAACCUUUCGAACUCUUCAGCCGCAUUGGUGGAUACAUAGGACUCUGGCUAGGGUUAUGUGUCAUUGCAUUAUUUGACUUUGUUAUUUCAUUUGUCUACAGUUUAUCAGUGGCUGUGAAAAACGUGGCUCUGAGAUGCGUAUCUAGAAUUCGAAAGAUGUGUACGGGAAGGCGUAUUGCAAAUUUUAUGUCCAGAAAAUUGAGGAAACAUGUGGAUAUUACAAAAGUUGAUUGUUAAAAAAGUGGCACGAUGACUCCCUAAUGACGCAGCAAUCUUUUAUGAUAUCUUUAACAUAGAGGUUUUUUUUUUUCUGAAAUUCUAUACAUUUGUGACCGUUUAAU